Messenger RNA from Caenorhabditis briggsae, 525 nucleotides. The record is from RefSeq and is a predicted model, not a curated record. The transcript has a single exon. NCBI's taxonomy places the organism in Eukaryota, Metazoa, Nematoda, Chromadorea, Rhabditida, Rhabditidae. The coding region runs from base 1 to 525 and encodes 174 amino acids.
AUGGAUCCUGAAUCCGGGACCUGGAAUCGGGGAUCUGGGGUCCGGAAUCCGGGUUCCGGGAUCCGGAAUGGUCCUGGGUCCUGGGUCCUGGGUCCUGGGUCCUGGGUCCUGGGUCCUGGGUCCUGGGUCCUGGGUCCUGGGUCCUGGGUCCUGGGUCCUGGGUCCUGGGUCCUGGGUCCUGGGUCCUGGGUCCUGGGUCCUGGGUCCUGGGUCCUGGGUCCUGGGUCCUGGGUCCUGGGUCCUGGGUCCUGGGUCCUGGGUCCUGGGUCCUGGGUCCUGGGUCCUGAUUCCUGGGUCCUGGGUCCUGGGUCAUGGGUCCUGAUUCCUGGGUCCUGGGUCCUGGGUCCUGGGUCCCUGAGUCCCUGGGUCCCUGGGUCUGGGCCAAAGAUCUUCCUUGUCCUUCGGGAUAUCCACGUGGCGUUGCAACAUGGUGCAUCGAACUUUGAUGAAGGCUGUGGAGGCUGUGAAAUUCAAUAUAAUUGUUUUUUUCCAAGUGUUGGAACUGGAAUCAAACAAUUCAUGUAG